AGUCCCAGCUCAGAGCCGCAACCUGCACAGCCAUGCCCGGGCAAGAACUCAGGACGGUGAAUGGCUCUCAGAUGCUCCUGGUGUUGCUGGUGCUCUCGUGGCUGCCGCAUGGGGGCGCCCUGUCUCUGGCCGAGGCGAGCCGCGCAAGUUUCCCGGGACCCUCAGAGUUGCACUCCGAAGACUCCAGAUUCCGAGAGUUGCGGAAACGCUACGAGGACCUGCUAACCAGGCUGCGGGCCAACCAGAGCUGGGAAGAUUCGAACACCGACCUCGUCCCGGCCCCUGCAGUCCGGAUACUCACGCCAGAAGUGCGGCUGGGAUCCGGCGGCCACCUGCACCUGCGUAUCUCUCGGGCCGCCCUUCCCGAGGGGCUCCCCGAGGCCUCCCGCCUUCACCGGGCUCUGUUCCGGCUGUCCCCGACGGCGUCAAGGUCGUGGGACGUGACACGACCGCUGCGGCGUCAGCUCAGCCUUGCAAGACCCCAGGCGCCCGCGCUGCACCUGCGACUGUCGCCGCCGCCGUCGCAGUCGGACCAACUGCUGGCAGAAUCUUCGUCCGCACGGCCCCAGCUGGAGUUGCACUUGCGGCCGCAAGCCGCCAGGGGGCGCCGCAGAGCGCGUGCGCGCAACGGGGACCACUGUCCGCUCGGGCCCGGGCGUUGCUGCCGUCUGCACACGGUCCGCGCGUCGCUGGAAGACCUGGGCUGGGCCGAUUGGGUGCUGUCGCCACGGGAGGUGCAAGUGACCAUGUGCAUCGGCGCGUGCCCGAGCCAGUUCCGGGCGGCAAACAUGCACGCGCAGAUCAAGACGAGCCUGCACCGCCUGAAGCCCGACACGGUGCCAGCGCCCUGCUGCGUGCCCGCCAGCUACAAUCCCAUGGUGCUCAUUCAAAAGACCGACACCGGGGUGUCGCUCCAGACCUAUGAUGACUUGUUAGCCAAAGACUGCCACUGCAUAUGAGCAGUCCUGGUCCUUCCACUGUGCACCUGCGCGGAGGACGCGACCUCAGUUGUCCUGCCCUGUGGAAUGGGCUCAAGGUUCCUGAGACACCCGAUUCCUGCCCAAACAGCUGUAUUUAUAUAAGUCUGUUAUUUAUUAUUAAUUUAUUGGGGUGACCUUCUUGGGGACUCGGGGGCUGGUCUGAUGGAACUGUGUAUUUAUUUAAAACUCUGGUGAUAAAAAUAAAGCUGUCUGAACUGUU
Molecule: messenger RNA, 1200 nt
Organism: Homo sapiens (human)
Lineage: Eukaryota; Metazoa; Chordata; Mammalia; Primates; Hominidae
Gene: GDF15
Product: growth differentiation factor 15
Exons: 2
Coding region: 33-959 (308 amino acids)
Biological process (GO): energy homeostasis; negative regulation of growth hormone receptor signaling pathway; cellular response to chemical stress
Cellular component (GO): extracellular region
Molecular function (GO): cytokine activity; protein homodimerization activity; hormone activity
Source: RefSeq, marked reviewed